Molecule: messenger RNA, 1412 nt
Organism: Nanorana parkeri
Lineage: Eukaryota; Metazoa; Chordata; Amphibia; Anura; Dicroglossidae
Gene: DTNBP1
Product: dystrobrevin binding protein 1
Exons: 10
Coding region: 113-1180 (355 amino acids)
Biological process (GO): platelet dense granule organization; neuron projection development; negative regulation of protein kinase activity
Cellular component (GO): neuron projection; cytoplasm; synaptic vesicle membrane
Source: RefSeq, a predicted model, not a curated record
CUCAGCUCGUGACUGUGAUGCUAUGAGGAAGAGCGGGGUCCGCUGCUCGUAGAGGACAUGGUACGGUGUACACACAGCUCUCAGUGCUCUAUAGUUCCGUGCUGUAUCCAGGAUGUUUGAGAACCUGAGGGAGCGGCUGCUCACUGUACAGCAGGACCUGACCAGCGGAUUGAAGAUCUUGGGUGACAAGUCUAAAGAUGUGAAGAUUAAAAAGCAGAGCAGGCAAGCUGAACAAGUAUCAAAGUUUCCAGCGGGCGUGGAACUCCUCAGCAGGUAUGAAGACUCCUGGGCUUCCCUUCACAAAGGUGCAAGAGAAUGUGCUAGAACUGGGGAGCAGGUGGAUAGUGAGGUGGUGAUGCUGUCUGCUCACUGGGAAAAGAAGAGAAGUGGUCUGAUGGAGCUUCAGGAGCAGCUACAACAUAUUCCUGUAUUUCUGGCAGAUCUACAGUCUGUAACUGCUAAACUUGAUUUGCUAGGAGAAAGUUUUGAAGAUGUAGAGAGACGACUAUCCGAGCUGGAGGACCUGUGUGAGCAGUGUGAGUUUCGGAGGUUCCAAAACGUACACUACAUGCAACUAGAGAACUAUAAGAAGAAGAAAAGGAAGGAGCUGGAGAGUGUUAAAGCUGAAUUGGAUGGAGAACAUGCACAGCGAGUCCUGGAUAUGGAAUAUGCCCAGCAGAUAAAGCUAAAGGAACGCCAGAGGUUCUUUGAAGAGGCUUUCCAGCAGGACAUGGAGCAGUACCUAUCUACCGGAUACUUGCAGAUAUCAGAGAGACGAGAACCUAUUGGAAGCAUGUCCUCCAUGGAAGUUAAUGUAGACAUGCUGGAGCAGAUGGAUCUAAUGGACAUGUCUGACCAGGAAGCACUAGAUGUCUUUUUAAACUCUGGAGGAGAAGACAACAGUGUAUUGUCUCCGAUGUUAGGCCCUGACUUUGAUUCCUGCCGCAGUGAGAUCACUCUUCAGGUCCCCAGCCAAGCAGAGCUCCGACAGAAACUUUCCUCGCUGUCCUCCACAUGCACCGAUUCAGCCAGUCAGGAGAACAGUGAAGACGGAGAGGAGUCGCCGGUUAUCCAAUCAGACGACGAGGACGUUCACGUGGACUCUGUACUUCUGAAUGUUAGCCAUAUUGUAAAAGCUACUUCUGAUGCUAGCGAUGAAAGUGAUACUCACACAGCAUGAAGAGCGGGUUUUACUGGAGCAAAAGCUCACCUGUACUAAUCCAUCCCUAAAGUCCAAACACCCACUCACAUACCAUUCAAGGGUUCCCUUUACUGAUUUACACAAAGAUUGUGUAUUGGGGUCAUUUUAUGAUGAGAAGAGUGUUUGAAAUGAAGCCUUUGUAGAAAAGAGGCGGCAGCAGCACUGAAUCUCCACAGUCAGGCAGAUCUACCUGUGCACUUAGCUUCUCCAG